Messenger RNA from Dichotomopilus funicola, 1071 nucleotides. RefSeq names its product t-SNARE. The record is from RefSeq and is a predicted model, not a curated record. The transcript has 3 exons. Gene Ontology annotation, cellular component: membrane; endomembrane system; SNARE complex. NCBI's taxonomy places the organism in Eukaryota, Fungi, Ascomycota, Sordariomycetes, Sordariales, Chaetomiaceae. Gene Ontology annotation, biological process: vesicle-mediated transport; vesicle fusion; intracellular protein transport. Gene Ontology annotation, molecular function: SNAP receptor activity; SNARE binding. The coding region runs from base 1 to 1071 and encodes 356 amino acids.
AUGUGGCGAGACCGCACGAAUCUCUAUAUCUCGUAUCGACAGUCCUACGCCCAUCACCCAACCCAGCGCAACCGGUAUGGGCCAUCAAGCGUGGCCGACCGCUUCGGCGGCAAUGCCGCGAGCGCCGGUGGUUUGUAUGCGGCCGACGACGACCGACGGGGCCUCCUAUCCUCGGGCGCAUACGACGUGGACGAUGGUGACGCGGUAAUCGAGAUGGACUUGCUCCCACCACGCUGGGCCGAUGUUUCGGACGAAGUUACAGAGCUGCUGGCAGAGAUCGCGAGCAAAAGCCAGAAGUUAGAACGACUGCAUCAGAAGCACGUCUUACCCGGGUUCAACGACGAAGAGACUAAAAAGGCGGAGGAAGGGGAGAUCGAACGGUUGACUCAAGACAUCACGCGCGGGUUUCACCAAUGCCGGCAAUGCAUACAACGGAUUGAGCAGAUGGUACGGGAAGGGAAGGCGAGCGGCCAGAUGAGUCGUGCAGACGAAACGAUGGCAAAAAACAUUCAGGUCAACCUCGCCACGAGAAUCCAGGAGGCUAGUGCCGGGUUCCGGAAGAAGCAGAGCGCAUAUUUGAAAAAACUCAAGGGUAUGGCAGGCCUUGCCAGUCCACUCGAACGCUCCUCGACCCCCCUACCGCCGGAUGGCAACUACAGCGACCCAUCGAUGUUCGAGUCUGACGCGGACAAGACAUAUUCACAAUCAACCCUACAAGCGCCUGCCCACCAAAAACUGCUCGGUUCAAACGAUUCCGUCAUUGCCCAACGCGAAAAGGAAAUCGAGGAAAUUGCGCGCGGUGUCAUUGAACUUGCAGAUCUUUUUCGCGACCUCCAGACGAUGGUCAUUGACCAGGGGACCAUGCUGGACCGGAUCGAUUACAAUGUGGAGUCCAUGGCAGCUGAUGUGAAGGAAGCCGAUAAAGAAUUGAAAACGGCAGAGACCUAUCAGAAGAAGACAACCAAACGGAAGAUUAUCUUUCUGCUGUUGCUAAUCAUCGCCGGCAUGAUUAUAUUGCUCAUCAUCAAGCCGAAGAAACAACACCAGGUGGUGGAGGAGGACGAGCACUGA